GAAAAACAUCUUUAAAUCAGAAGGGAGCAAUUGGAGGACCUGAAGAAAAUACCUUUAUUAUUAUUUUUUUAAAGAUAAUAUUUGAGAGUCAGAGGCAGGAAAAAAAUGCAAAAGUAGGGAGCAUGGUAUAGCCCACCAUUAAGAACUUGCAACAAAAAGGAAGGAAAUCGUAUAUAAGCUUUAAGGCUUAGUGAAAUUAAGUACAUUUUUGAAUCAAUCUCACAUAUUUUGGCUAUCCAAAUGCAUGGGAAGGUAAAACUCUUAAGUAUUUUUUUAGGGAGAGGGGAGACUCUUAAAAUAUCAAUAUGUUGAGACACAUAUGAGUCCUGAUUUAAUCUUCAGCCUGAUGAGAAAUUUGAGUUUCUCUUUCUUUUCUUCAUGAGCAGCAUAGCAGCAGCACCGGUAUGUUGUAGAUCGUCACCAAUAGGCCUGAUUAUCAGAGCAAUUUAUGCACCAACCAAAGAGUACAGAUGAUGACAAGCAGUGUGACAAGUUGGAAUUAGUUGUGGAAAGUGCCAGUAACUUGCAUUUGUUAAGGGUUUCUGGUUGUUGGUUGUUGUGUUUUGUAUUAGGGCAUUCCCAUAGCAACAGUGGCUUUUUAGCAAACAUUGCAAAUGUCUUCUAUUUUGUGUGCUGUUAAUACGUGUAAAUUAUUCUAUGUUCUAUAUGACAGAAGUGUUUCCUUUAUAAAUAAUUUACGUGGAGGAGAAAAGGAUAAUUGUAUCCACACAUCCAAGUACAACAUUCUUACCUUUUUGCCAAUUAAUUUAUUUGAACAGUUCCAAAGAGUGGCAAAUGCCUAUUUCCUUUUCCUUCUGAUUUUACAGCUGAUUCCAGAAAUCUCUUCCUUGACCUGGUUUACCACCAUGGUGCCUUUGGUCCUGGUGAUAAGUAUGACAGCUGUCAAAGAUGCCACAGAUGACUAUUUUCGCCAUAAGAGUGAUAAUCAAGUGAAUAAUCGGCUAUCUGAAGUGCUCAUCGACAGCAAACUGCAGAAUGAAAAAUGGAUGAAUGUCAAAGUGGGAGACAUCGUUAAAUUAGAAAAUAACCAGUUUGUUGCUGCUGAUCUGCUUCUCCUAUCAAGUAGUGAGCCACAUGGCCUCUGUUAUAUUGAAACUGCUGAGCUUGAUGGGGAAACGAACCUGAAAGUCCGCCAUGCGCUAUCAGUUACCUCAGAACUUGGAGCAGAUAUUAGCAGACUUGCAAAGUUUGAUGGGACUGUUGUCUGUGAGGCGCCUAACAACAAAUUAGAUAAAUUCACAGGAGUUCUCUCUUGGAAGGACAGCAAGCACUCCCUCAACAAUGAGAAGAUAAUCCUGAGGGGCUGCAUCCUGAGAAACACCAGCUGGUGUUUCGGAAUGGUUAUAUUUGCAGGUCCUGACACUAAAUUAAUGCAGAACAGUGGUAAGACAAAGUUUAAGAGGACAAGCAUUGAUAGACUGAUGAAUACUCUAGUACUAUGGAUUUUUGGGUUUCUGGUAUGCAUGGGAAUUAUUCUCGCAAUAGGAAAUUCAAUCUGGGAGAAUCAAGUGGGGGACCAAUUCAGAACUUUCCUCUUUUGGAAUGAAGGAGAGAAGAACUCUGUGUUCUCGGGAUUCUUAACAUUCUGGUCAUAUAUUAUUAUUCUCAAUACAGUUGUGCCCAUUUCGUUAUAUGUGAGUAUGGAAGUAAUUCGUCUGGGACACAGUUAUUUUAUAAACUGGGAUCGGAAGAUGUAUUACCCUGAAAAAGCAACACCUGCUGAAGCUCGGACGACCACUCUCAAUGAGGAACUGGGCCAGAUUGAAUACAUUUUCUCUGACAAAACAGGCACCCUCACUGAAAACAUCAUGACUUUUAAAAAAUGUUCUAUUAAUGGGAAAAUCUAUGGUGAAGCUGAUGAUGACAUGGGUCAGAAGACAGACAUGACUAAGAAAAAUGAACCUGUGGAUUUCGCAGUCAAUCCCCAAGCAGAUAGAACAUGUCAGUUCUCUGACCACCGUCUGAUGGAAUCCAUUAAACUGGGGGAUUCCAAAGUGUAUGAAUUUCUUAGGGUACUUGCCCUUUGCCACACCGUCAUGUCGGAGGAAAAUAGUGCAGGGCAGCUGAUUUACCAAGUUCAGUCACCUGAUGAAGGGGCUUUGGUGACUGCUGCAAGAAAUUUGGGGUUCAUUUUUAAGUCUCGAACCUCAGAGACAAUAACAAUAGAAGAAUUGGGAACACUGGUUACUUACCAACUUCUUGCCUUCUUGGACUUCAACAAUAUCAGAAAAAGGAUGUCUGUCAUAGUUAGAAACCCAGAAGGACAGAUAAAGCUUUAUUCCAAAGGAGCAGACACUAUUCUGUUUGAAAAACUUCAUCCAUCCAAUGAAGACCUUCUGACUUUGACGACAGACCAUCUCAGUGAAUUUGCAGGUGAAGGUCUUCGAACUUUGGCCAUCGCAUACAGAGAUCUGGAUGACAAGUACUUUAAAGAAUGGCAUAAGAUGCUUGAAGAUGCAAAUGCUCUUAUAGAUGAGAGAGAUGAACGGGUAGCUGGGCUAUAUGAAGAAAUUGAAAGGGAUUUGAUGCUACUAGGUGCUACUGCUGUAGAAGAUAAGUUACAAGAGGGUGUUAUUGAAACGGUUACAAAUUUAUCGCUAGCCAAUAUUAAGAUCUGGGUCCUAACAGGAGACAAACAAGAAACUGCCAUCAACAUUGGCUAUGCCUGCAACAUGCUGACUGAUGAUAUGAAUGAUGUGUUCAUUAUAUCAGGGAACACGGCAGUGGAAGUCAGAGAAGAACUCAGAAAAGCAAAGGAAAAUUUGUUUGAACAAAACAGAAGUUUUUCCAACGGCCAUGUAGUUUUUGAAAAACAGCAGCUGGAGUUGGACUCAGUUGUAGAAGAAACCGUAACAGGAGAUUAUGCCUUAAUCAUCAAUGGCCACAGUUUGGCCCAUGCCCUAGAAAGUGGUAUCAAGGGUGAUCUCCUAGAACUUGCCUGCAUGUGUAAGACUGUGGUUUGCUGCCGAGUCACCCCACUCCAGAAAGCCCAAGUAGUAGAGCUGGUGAAGAAGUACAGAAAUGCUGUCACUUUGGCCAUAGGUGAUGGAGCCAAUGAUGUCAGCAUGAUCAAAAGUGCUCACAUUGGUGUUGGCAUCAGCGGUCAGGAAGGAAUGCAGGCAGUCUUAGCCAGUGACUAUUCAUUCGCACAAUUUAGAUACCUCCAAAGGCUUCUCCUUGUUCAUGGAAGGUGGUCCUAUUUCCGAAUGUGCAAAUUCUUAUGCUAUUUUUUCUAUAAGAAUUUUGCAUUCACACUUGUGCAUUUCUGGUUUGGUUUCUUCUGCGGCUUCUCAGCCCAGACCGUUUACGACCCGUGGUUCAUUACCCUUUUUAACAUUGUUUACACAUCACUUCCUGUUUUAGCCAUGGGGAUUUUUGACCAGGAUGUGGGUGACCAGAACAGCAUGGACUAUCCCCAGCUCUAUGAACCUGGACAGCUCAAUCUGCUGUUUAACAAGCGUAAAUUUUUUAUCUGCGUGGCACAUGGCAUCUACACCUCAUUGGCCCUUUUCUUCAUACCCUAUGGAGCCUUUUACAAUGUGGCCGGAGAUGAUGGGCAGCACGUUGCUGACUACCAGUCUUUUGCAGUUACCAUGGCUACAUCGUUGGUCAUUGUGGUCAGUGUGCAGAUAGCCUUGGAUACCAGUUACUGGACAGUCAUUAAUCAUGUCUUCAUCUGGGGGAGCAUUGCCACUUAUUUCUCCAUUUUAUUUACAAUGCACAGUAAUGGCAUCUUUGGCAUCUUCCCAAACCAGUUUCCAUUUGUUGGAAAUGCACGACAUUCUUUGGCCCAGAAGUGCAUCUGGCUUGUUAUUCUCUUAACGACAGUGGCUUCUGUUAUGCCUGUGGUGGCAUUCAGAUUUUUGAAAGUGGAUUUAUGCCCAGCCCUGAGUGACCAGAUCCGUCGGAGGCAAAAAGCUCAAAAGAAGGCAAAGCCCUCACGUAGCCGAAGGCCUCAGACUCGCAGGUCAAGCUCAAGAAGAUCUGGAUAUGCUUUUGCUCACCAAGAGGGCUAUGGAGAGCUUAUCACAUCUGGAAAAAAUAUGCGAGCUAAAAAUCCACCCCCAACACCAGGGCUGGAAAAGACACUGUAUAAUAGCACUAGCUGGAUUGAAAAUUUAUGUAAGAAAACCACAGACACAGUGAGCAGCUUUAGCCUGGAUAAAACAGUGAAACUGUGAGUCAAGAUGAAUUUAAACCACAUAGCUACUUUUCACUUCAGCCGAAGCUGAAAUUCAGCUGGCUCCAGAGUUUGCGAUCAGGGGCUGAGGUGGGCAGAUUGCCUCAGUUCAAAUCUCUGGCAAACAACUGCCAGGGCCCACCAAAUAGGGGUGCACUCUCUGGGAAACCAGGCCAGAUGGUCACUGUCUAAUUUGUGAUUUGCUGGGCAAAGGCCUCACAAUACAAACAGAGGUUUUUCUUACCAACCUAGAUACCAACUGAACUGAACUUUAGAAUCUUAUUAAUGGAGAAAAAUUUGUAACUCUGCAUAUACAUUGAAUGGAUCUUCAAGUGGAUAAAACGAGUGCAAUCAAAAGGUAUACAUCUCAGCUGUGAAAAGCAUGCUGGUUGACAGAUAAGCAUGUAUAUGUGAGAUCAGCCUUUCCCAAAAUACAUUUUUAAGAUGUACAACGUGUACUAUGGUGCUUUCAGAUUAACAGCUGUUUGUGACUCUCAAGUCUGGAUAUCUACAUACCAUGUGUGUUCAGCCAGGACAAACACAUCACCUUCAUGCCCGUAGAAUAGAAAAACAUGUUGAUGUUCCUCCUUUUGUUUUUUUGUUUGUUUGUUUUUUUGUUUGUUUGGUUUUUUUUUUUACCGGUCUGAAGACAGAGUAGAUUGGAGCAUCUUUAUAGUGGGAUAAAAACUGCAAAUUUGGUCAAAUGUAUUCACAAACCCUCAGGGACAUGUUCAUGAAAUGUCCAAGAGGGGCUCUCUAGUAAGUAUUCCGGACACUUUUCUAUGACUUUUAUACCAUCCUCAGUAGUAACUUGCCCUGCAUCAUCCGGUGCCAUUAAUGAAACCAGCAUAGCAUUGGAAUUUCACACUUUAAUGAGAAUAUUCCAAAUAGUGUAUAGGCAAAUACUUUAAACACUUCCAAUUUUAAAAAGUUCAGACUUGAAACCAAACAAAUUAAUAAACAGUCUCUUCAAUUACUAUUUAAGUACUCAGGUUUAGGUCAUUCAGCGUUAGUCACUUUCGAUAUUCAGCUCUUGUGUUUAUAAUUGAAGCAUAUAUGUAAAGUUAGUUUUACAUAUAUGGAGAUGUUCCAGUCCAGACUUUGAAUCCAUAUGUGAGUUACCACUGUAGUUCCUGUAAAAGAAUUCAGGCAUAUUUGUGUUCAGACUCCAGCUUUAUUACUUCUUACCUCUAUAACCUUGGGCAGGAAAUGUGCCUCCUCUGAGACUCACUUUCUUCCUCUGCAAAUGAGGAUAUACUGCCUACCUCAUGUGGUUGUUUGGGGAUUAUCAGAGCACAAAUUCUUAAAUCAUUGAAAACAUAAUUUUCAUAUGAAUAGACUUCCACUUAACUCAUCAUCAGAAUAGCAGCAAUUUGAAGAGAAUGUGAAAUUGGAAUUUAACUAGUCAGUAGGAAAAGCCUUGGAAUGAGAUUGCAAAAUAAGAUAUAAAACUGGUUAGUGUGCUACAGAGAAAUAGAACUAUCGCCCUGGAGGUAAAUUUCUCUGUCAGAAAGUACAAAUAAAACAUCAUCAUGCUUUACCAAUUUUCUACAAGUCCAUCUCCAACUUUACCAGGUCCCUAAUCUGGUCUCUGUUGAAUUAUUAUUCAAAGUUGUCUUUCCCAAGAGAGUCAGAUGGCCCUUGGCUGGGUUUGAUGGAUAAUGGGCUAGCACACGAGAUGACACAAUCUUCCCCCACCCCCACCCACCUUUUUGUUGUUGUUGUUCAUAGUUUCCUAGUCCAGGAUAAUUUUUCCUGAAUAGGAUAAAAUAAGAUAAUGUGUAAAAGACCCUAAUCCAGUGUUUUGAUCAUAGUAAAUACUCAUAGAUAUUCCCUUUUCCCGACAUGCCUGCAUGGACUUACCCAGAUACUAGUUUUUGAUGUCAAACUUGUGAUUAGUUUCACUGUUUGCUCACUUUUUGUAACAUUUUUGAAAGAUUUGAAAACCUCCAGUAAAUGGUUUGGCGCUA
This is a messenger RNA of Lynx canadensis (Canada lynx), 6171 nucleotides long. RefSeq names its product ATPase phospholipid transporting 8B4 (putative) (gene ATP8B4). NCBI's taxonomy places the organism in Eukaryota, Metazoa, Chordata, Mammalia, Carnivora, Felidae. Gene Ontology annotation, biological process: Golgi organization; phospholipid translocation. Gene Ontology annotation, cellular component: plasma membrane. The record is from RefSeq and is a predicted model, not a curated record. Bases 615 to 4202 code for a protein of 1195 amino acids. The transcript has 26 exons. Gene Ontology annotation, molecular function: ATP hydrolysis activity; magnesium ion binding; ATP binding.